UAGUUGAAUACCAUAACGGGAUGGUCACCAUGUUCCACCUCUUCUUCCCCUCUGUACCCCCUUCGUUCUUGCGGUCUUCGCCAUGUCGCUCUUCCCGCAGCAGCACGACCUCCAUCUCCAGCAGCAACAGCAGCAGCAAUCCAUUCCCUUCAGAAAUUUUGUGCCGAUUUCUGGACAAAUCUCCGAUCCAAUCUCCUUUUUCAACACCGGAAGCUUCCCCGACCCUCCUCAUCCGUCCGUUGUAAAUGCCCUGGGACUUGCUCCUGGCGCGGCUGUAGCGGCGGACGGAUGGGAGCCAAGAGCGAAGCGUCUUAAGGAGUAUGAUUUGCUAGAGAACUCGCACAUAACGUCCAUCGAUUUUUUGCAGAUGGGUUCGGUUUCCACAGGGCUAGGAUUGUCUUUGGACGACCGGAGGGCGGCGGUUUCUUCUGGGGAGCCUCCGCUAUUGUUGCUACCUAUGGUUGAUGAGGGUAUCCUUCGCGACGCGCAGAGUAUGGAAGCUGAUAUGGACCGCUUUAUCAAGAUUGAGGGUGAACGUUUAAGGCAAUCAAUUUUGGAGAAGAUUCAAGCAAAACAAUUUCAAACACUUGCACUGGUUGAGGAUAUGAUCCACAGAAAAAUAAGAGAGAAAGAUUCAGAAGUGGAGAAUUUGAACAAGAGGAACAUGGAACUCGAGGAACAGAUGAAGCAGUUGGCAACCGAAGUAGACGCCUGGCAGCAACGGGCGAAGUACAACGAGAACUUGGUUAACUUGCUCAAGUAUAAUCUGGAGCAACUUCAUGCUCAGAACAGGAACAACAAAGAAGGUUGUGGUGAUAGUGAGGUUGACGACACGACCUCUUGCUGCAAUGGCGGCAUUGGUUUGCAACUCAUGUUAAAGGAAAACAUCGACUCAAAGGAGAUUGCUUGUAAGGUUUGUAGAGGUAACGAAGCGUGCAUGCUCUUAUUGCCAUGUCAACAUCUUUGCCUGUGCAAAGAGUGCGAGAGCAAACUCAGUUUCUGUCCACUGUGUCAGUCUUCAAAGCUGAUCGGCAUGGAGAUUUUAUCUCUAGUGAAUCUUUGCUGCCUUAUUUGGUGACCUAUCUUCGAUAACCUACUGUAUUAUAUUACGAACUGAGAACUUGGUAGGAGCUGUUCAUUUGAAGUUUGACGACUUCUGGCCACUUUUGACAUUUUUAAUUCUAUGAUUAGAUCAUCAUAAUGCUAAUUAGAAACCUUCUGUAACUUUUUCCUCUGUUUUAAUGUGAUGUGGGAACCUUGGUUCCCCUUGCG
Zingiber officinale is the source of this 1272-nucleotide messenger RNA. Its product is annotated as probable BOI-related E3 ubiquitin-protein ligase 3. NCBI's taxonomy places the organism in Eukaryota, Viridiplantae, Streptophyta, Magnoliopsida, Zingiberales, Zingiberaceae. The transcript is spliced from 4 exons. The coding region runs from base 83 to 1078 and encodes 331 amino acids. Gene Ontology annotation, molecular function: ubiquitin-protein transferase activity. The record is from RefSeq and is a predicted model, not a curated record.